Electrophorus electricus (electric eel) is the source of this 2152-nucleotide messenger RNA. RefSeq names its product ADP-ribosylation factor 3b (gene arf3b). Lineage: Eukaryota; Metazoa; Chordata; Actinopteri; Gymnotiformes; Gymnotidae. The record is from RefSeq and is a predicted model, not a curated record. Gene Ontology annotation, molecular function: GTP binding; GTPase activity.
AGCAUUGCAUUAUCGCGAGAAAAUCCGAAUUCUUACCAGGCCUAUAGUGUGAUUUCCUCCUACCUCUCCUUACGCGAAAUCGGCUGGUGUCAUCCUUGGAGCAUUCAUUGUUUCCUCAUUCAACUAAGACCCAAUUGGACCAAUUUGCCGUCUAUCAGUGUUUUUCCUGUGUGGAUUGGCCAACACAGAACCUCGCAGCACACCCACACACAAAUUUCACAUUGCUGCUCUGAAGAAGCUCAGUGCUGAAUCAUGGGGAAUAUUUUUGGUAAUCUACUGAAGAGUCUUAUAGGAAAGAAGGAGAUGAGGAUUCUGAUGGUUGGAUUGGAUGCAGCUGGUAAAACAACCAUCCUGUACAAACUGAAACUGGGUGAGAUUGUCACCACAAUCCCAACCAUUGGGUUUAAUGUGGAGACAGUGGAGUAUAAGAACAUCAGUUUCACUGUGUGGGAUGUUGGUGGCCAGGACAAGAUCCGACCUCUCUGGAGACACUACUUCCAAAACACACAGGGUCUGAUCUUUGUGGUGGACAGUAACGAUCGAGAGCGAGUUAAUGAAGCCCGUGAGGAACUGAUGCGCAUGCUGGCAGAGGAUGAGUUGCGUGAUGCCGUUCUCCUAGUUUUCGCUAACAAACAGGACCUGCCUAACGCAAUGAAUGCUGCUGAGAUCACUGACAAGCUGGGUCUGCACUCACUGCGUCACCGCAACUGGUACAUCCAGGCUACGUGUGCGACCAGUGGGGAUGGCCUGUAUGAAGGCCUUGACUGGCUGGCCAAUCAGCUCAAGAAUAAGAAGUGAGGGGGGUUCAUUUGGGUGUGGAGGGCUUAUUUAGGCAAAGGGGUGGGGUCUGUUGGGGUUAUGUUAUUUGGUUUGAUUUUGUUUAUUUAUUUUUGUUUUGUAAAUGUGUGGUUACUAGAGCCUUCAGAUGGUAUGUGUAAAUGGACUGCAUUCACACAUUUAGACGUAUAUGGACACAUACUCUUACGCCUAGUCAUGCAUGUAUAGACAAAUGUACGACUGCACAUAAACAUACACAAACAUACACAUAUGCACACACAUCAGUAAAAAACAUUUGUGUCUCUGCUCCUUUGUUGACCACUCUGCUUUCAGUGUAAGCUGGACAACACAGCCACCCCUCAACACAGUAAAAUAUGAAGAGAAUAUCUCUACUCAGUGUUUUCAUCUCUGUCAUUGCCUCGCUCCUGUAUUUUUCACUCCUUUUUUCUUUCUGCAUUGUCCUGUCCAUUAUGACUGUGACAUCACUGUGCUUUCUAUGCACCUGUGAAAAUCCUUUUUAUAUGCUAACUGAAGUUUGGUGACAGUAUUCCCUGUUUGACAUUAUUUCAGUCUUGUAUUGUCAGUUUGAAUUCUGUAUGGAGUAUUUUCUAUUAUGAAUUUGAUGCAGUUUGUUUCACCAUAAAAACACACAUACAUACAUAAAAUACACACACACACACACACACACACACACACACACACACACACACACACACACACACACACACACACACACACACACACUAAUAUUAAGCAGCUCUCUUCUCCUCUGUCGGUCAGUCCUUGUGUUAGUUGGAACUGUGCUUUGACAUAGUCACGUGGCCUGCUCUGGUGUUUUGCAUGGCUCACUCCUACACUGUUGUGGUUAAAGUGUUGUGGCCCAGUAGAUGGUAGACUGCAUGUCUGUGUUCUAGACAUAUAGGGCUGAUCAUUGCAUGCUGCUUUGUAGCUGUGUUGUGUUAGGAAACCGUCAUCACCAUUGCCUGGAUGGAUCAGUUAGAUUUAAAUGAGAGAAAUGUAUAUAUAGAUGACUACACAUCACAAAUGGCCAAUAGUAAUUGUAUGGGUGCAUGCCUUUGAAUACACGUACACACCACGCAGUAUUCAUACUGUUGCAGUGUGAUACAAUUGCAUUGGAAUCUCCAGGUUUAAUAGGGUUUUUCAGGUUGACAUGUUUGUGGCCAAAAGCUUUGGAAAAAAAGGUAAAUGAGUGAACGAUGAAUGGUAUUGAAAAGUGCAUUGAUAUUUGUUGACAUCAUGCUUUUGUCUGCAUGGCCUGCAUGCUAUGCUGUGGCCCCUCUAGAUAGAUAGAUAGAUAGAUAGAUAGAUAGAUAGAUAGAUAGAUAGAUAGAUAGAUAGAUAGAUAGAUAGAUAG